This is a messenger RNA of Hemicordylus capensis (graceful crag lizard), 3990 nucleotides long. It is a transcript of the gene NRDC, whose product is annotated as nardilysin convertase. The transcript is spliced from 31 exons. The coding region runs from base 1 to 3483 and encodes 1160 amino acids. Gene Ontology annotation, biological process: proteolysis. Gene Ontology annotation, molecular function: metal ion binding; metalloendopeptidase activity. NCBI's taxonomy places the organism in Eukaryota, Metazoa, Chordata, Lepidosauria, Squamata, Cordylidae. The record is from RefSeq and is a predicted model, not a curated record.
AUGCGGAGGGCUGCAGCUGCGUGGGCACGCGCGAACUCCAAGGUGAAGCAACUGCGAGCGGGGCGAGCUUUCAGCAGCCCUCGUGCCGGCGCAGGUGACCAUCCAGACGGACCCCGGCGGAUCCUCAGCGGGCCUCCCUCGUGCCGCUCCCUCGCAGCUCCCGCCGUGGCAGCCAUGCCUGGCAGGGCCAAGGCCUCGCCCGUCUGCGGCCCCGACCAGCCGCAGGACCGGGAGGGCAGCCGCGGGGCCAAAGCCAGCGCGGCCCAGGAGGAGCCCGAGGGCGAAGGAGGAGGCGCGGCCACCGCUGCUGCUUGCGGGCCCAGCGCCAGCCUGGGGGACCCGGAGAUUGUCAAGUCUCCCAGCGACCCCAAACAGUACAGGUACAUCCAGCUACAAAAUGGCUUACGUGCACUCCUGAUUUCGGACUUGAAUAACCCAGAUGGUAGCCCUUGUGCAGUAUCUUCAGAGGGAGAAGAUGAGGAUGACUCCGAAGAAGGCACUGAUGAAGAUGAUGAUUCUGGAGCAGAAAUAGAAGAUGACCAAGAAGGAGAUGAUGAUGAAAGUGGUGGAUAUGAUGAUGAUCUUGAUGACCCUGAUAGUGAACUGGAAGAACUGACAGAUAAAGAAGAGACAAAGAAGAGGAAUUCUACAGAAAAGCAGUCUGCAGCUGCCCUUUGUAUCGGUGUUGGAAGUUUCUCUGACCCUGAAGACCUACCUGGGUUGGCACAUUUUCUGGAACAUAUGGUUUUUAUGGGCAGUUCGAAAUACCCAGAUGAGAAUGGGUUUGAUGCAUUUCUGAAGAAACAUGGGGGCAGUGACAACGCUUCAACAGACUGUGAGCGGACAGUCUUCCAGUUUGAUGUGCAGAGGAAAUAUUUCAAGGAAGCCCUUGAUAGGUGGGCACAGUUUUUUAUUCAUCCUUUAAUGAUCCAGGAUGCAAUUGAUCGGGAAGUUGAAGCUGUGGACAGUGAAUAUCAACUUGCAAGGCCCUCUGAUGCAAACCGAAGAGAGAUGUUGUUUGGAAGUCUUGCCAGGUCUAGCCAUCCUAUGAAAAAGUUCUUCUGGGGUAAUGCAGACACACUGAAACACGAGCCGAAACAAAAAGACAUUGAUACCUACACCAGGUUGAGGGAAUUCUGGCAGCGCUAUUAUUCAGCUCACUAUAUGACUUUAGUUGUGCAGUCUAAAGAAACCUUGGAUACUCUGGAAACAUGGGUGACUGAAAUCUUCUCAGAGAUCCCAAAUAAUGAGUUACCCAAACCAGUGUUUAGCCACUUGACAGAGCCUUUUGACACGCCUGAUUUUCACAAACUUUACAGAGUUGUUCCAAUCAGAAAAACUCACUCUUUGAGCAUCACUUGGGCCCUUCCUCCACAAGAACAGUAUUACAGGGUGAAGCCACUCCAUUAUAUUUCCUGGCUGGUUGGACAUGAAGGCAAAGGCAGUAUUCUAUCAUAUCUUAGAAAAAAAUUCUGGGCGCUAGCAUUAUAUGGAGGAAAUGGUGAGACUGGAUUUGAGCAGAACUCAACGUACUCAGUCUUCAGCAUUUGUGUGACUCUGACAGAUGAAGGUUACAAGCAUUUCUAUGAGGUGGCUCAUGUUGUAUUCCAGUAUGUGAAAAUGUUGCAAACAACAGGGCCAGACCAGAGAAUAUGGGAAGAGAUCCAGAAGAUUGAAGCUAAUGAAUUUCAUUACCAGGAACAGACUGAUCCAGUUGAGUAUGUAGAAAGCCUUUGUGAAAAUAUGCAGCUAUUUCCAAAAGAGGACAUUCUAACAGGAGACCAGCUUCUCUUCGAAUACCAGCCAGAGAUCAUUUCUUCAGCUCUUAAGCAGCUGUGUCCUCAGCAAGCCAAUCUUAUACUGCUGUCUGCCUCCCAUGAAGGCCAGUGUCAUCUGAAGGAGAAGUGGUUUGGUACUCAAUACAGUGUGGAAGAUGUUGAUAAAUACUGGAGUGAUAUGUGGGCCAGUGACUUUGCAUUGAAUCCAGACUUACACCUACCUGAAGAAAACAAAUUUAUUGCAACUGAUUUUGCUUUGAAGGCCCCUGACAGUCCACAGACAGAAUAUCCAAUCACUAUAAUGGCUACCCAGCGAGGUUGUUUGUGGUACAAGAAGGAUGAUAAAUUCAAAAUCCCUAAAGCUUAUAUCCGUUUUCAUCUAAUCUCACCACUGAUCAAGCAGUCUGCUGAGAACGUGGUGCUUUUUGAUACAUUUGUGAACAUACUUGCGCAUAACCUUGCUGAACCUGCUUAUGAAGCUGAUGUUGCUCAGUUGGAAUACAAGCUGGUCGCAGGAGAGCAUGGAUUGAUGAUUCGUGUGAAAGGAUUCAAUCACAAGCUACCUCUCCUGUUUCAGCUCCUUAUUGACAACUUGGCUGACUUCAGUUUUACUCCAAAAGUAUUUGAGAUGAUAACUGAACAAUUGAAAAAGACUUACUUCAACAUCCUCAUCAAACCAGAGACAUUGGCCAAAGAUCUACGCCUCUUAAUACUGGAACACGGAAGGUGGUCUAUGAUGGAGAAGUAUGAAACACUUAUGAAGAACCUCUCAGUAGAUUCUCUAUUAUUGUUUGUGAAGGCUUUCAAAUCUCAACUCUUUGCAGAGGGUCUUGUCCAAGGCAAUUUCACCAGCAGCGAAUCCAAAGAAUUUCUGGAUUAUGUUGUUAAAAAACUGCAGUUCCUCCCUCUAGUACAUCCAUGUCCAGUUCAGUAUCGUGUGAUGGACUUGCCAAAUACUCAUCUGCUGUGCAAAGUGAAAACGCUGAACAAGGGGGAUGCAAAUUCUGACGUGACAGUCUACUAUCAGUCUGGACCCAGGAGUUUAAGAGAAUAUUCUCUCAUGGAAUUGCUUGUGAUGUACAUGGAGGAGCCUUGUUUUGACUUCUUGCGAACCAAGCAAACUCUGGGGUACCAUGUGUACCCAACUUGCAGGAAUACAUCAGGAAUACUGGGCUUCUCUGUUACGGUAGCAACACAGGCGACCAAAUUCAACUCUGAACUAGUAGAUAGCAAGAUAGAAGAAUUUCUUGUAUGCUUUGAGGAAAAACUGAAGGGUUUGACAGAGGAUGCUUUCAAUACACAGGUCACAGCUCUAAUUAAAUUAAAAGAAUGUGAAGAUUCCCAUCUUGGUGAGGAGGUGGAUAGAAACUGGAUAGAAGUGGUGACUCAACACUACCUUUUUGACAGACUGGUCCGGGAGAUUGAAGUAUUGAAAUCUCUCUCUCAGUCAGAAUUAGUUGACUGGUUCCAAGCACAUAGAAGCAAAAAAAGAAAAGUACUUAGUGUACAUGUAGUUGGAUAUGGAAAACAUGAAGGUGAUGCAGAAACCUCAGUGCCCUCAAACAAUCACAGUCCCUCAUGCAAUGAAAUACCUCAGCUAAUGUUCUUGAGCCCUUCUUCGUUGACUGAUACAACUUGUAUCAAGGACAUCAAAGUAUAUACAUCAACUCUCAAUGUUCUCCCGUACCAUAAGAUAUUAAAGUAACACCUCAGACUGCCAUAAUGUGUAGUACAACUUUGCUACUGAACAUUUCGGGAGGUUGGCUUUACUGCAAAGAAUCCAGCCUACCAUGCUUUCCAGAAAACAUGUAGCUGAAAAUAGAAGUAUAACUUGCUACAAGCAUGUCCUUGAAGAGGCAAGGUAUACAAAAGCAGGCUUUUUCUUGGAAAAUAGUGGAAAUACACAAUAUAGCAGUUUUAGCAACUAGAACUGGAAAUCUUGCUUAGAAAUAAGGGCUGGAAGCACCAGCAACCAAAAAUCAUAAUGGGGAGUCAGAGAGAACUAUGUUGGGGCUGCAGUUGUCUUUUGAAGUCCCCUUGUGUGCAAGAUGAUUAACUGAUUAUCAACUAGUAACCUGCUUGUGUGCAACAGUUCAGAACAAUGGACAUCCCAAGCUGCAAUAAAAGGUGUAAAGGGGAUACUCCGUCUGCAUGAGGUAGUUCAAUAUGAGUGCACGGAUACCUUAUGUGCAAUAAAUUAAUUACUGAUAGA